AUGUCUUUUACUGCGCUCCGCCGGGUGGAGGACCCGCCUGUUGAAGAAGGCAAGCCUGAGAGUCAGACUGUGCUUCCUGACUAUGAGAAUCCAUUUAGUCAUGAUGAGACUGGUGAGGUGAAGUACCGCACGCUGGCAUGGUGGCAAUGUGGCAUGAUCAUGGUGGCGGAGACCAUCUCGCUCGGCAUCCUCUCCCUUCCCUCGGCCGUGGCGUCUCUUGGCCUGAUCGCUGCGGUGAUCCUGAUCCUUGGCCUUGGUGCCUUGGCGACUUACACGGGCUAUACCUUGGGUCAAUUCAAGUUGAAGUAUCCCCAUGUGCACAGUAUGGGGGACGCCGGCGAGGUCAUGAUGGGCCGGAUCGGUCGCGAGAUCCUGGGAACUGCGCAGCUGUUCUUCCUGGUGUUCAUCAUGGGCAGUCAUAUCCUGACCUUUAUCGUCAUGAUGAACACUCUGACCGACCAUGGCACUUGCUCCAUUGUGUUUGGGGUUGUUGGCUUGGUGCUGUCGUUUAUCCUCACCUUGCCGCGUACCCUGAAGAAAGUGUCUUGGUUUUCGAUCUCGUCCUUCAUCAGUAUCCUCUCAGCGGUUAUGAUCACCAUGAUUGCGAUCUCAAUCCAACGUCCGGGCGAUGGACAUGUCGAUGCGACCGUGGAAAACUCCUUCUACCGAGCGUUCCUGGCCGUCACCAACAUUGUCUUUGCAUACGCCGGGCACGUGGCCUUUUUCGGAUUCAUCUCGGAAAUGCGCGUGCCGACCGACUAUCCCAAGACGCUGUACAUGCUGCAGGGGAUUGAUACGUCGAUGUAUGUUGUCGCAGCAGUGGUGAUCUAUCGGUACGGCGGCAAGGACGUGGCAUCACCUGCGUUGGGCUCGACCAGUCCAUUGUUGUCCAAGAUAGCCUACGGCAUCGCUAUUCCGACGAUUGUUGUCGCUGGCGUGAUCAAUGGUCAUGUGGCUUGCAAGUACAUCUACGUCCGUUUGUUCCGAGGCACCGACCGCAUGCACCAGCGCGGAUUCGUGGCGAUUGGAUCGUGGAUUCUGAUUGCGCUGGUUCUGUGGACAUUUGCGUGGAUCAUCGCCGAAGCGAUUCCGGUUUUCAAUGACCUGUUGAGCUUGAUUACGGCACUCUUCGCCAGUUGGUUUACAUAUGGGCUGAGUGGGGUUUUCUGGCUCUUCCUGAACCGGGGCCGAUAUGUGUCGUCUCCCCGGAAGAUAUUCUUGACGGGUCUCAACGUGCUGGUAGUGAGCGUGGGCGCGUGUCUGUGCUGUCUGGGCUUGUAUGUGUCGGGCAGAUCGAUUCACGAGCACCCGAGCAGUGCCAGCUUUGCGUGCGCGGACAAUGCGCGACAUGCCAGUUGAUGGCUCGGAGGACAAAUGCCGAGAGCCGAGUGCCGGAUGGGGAAGCGCAGUCAGGCACCAGACAAUCCCUGGAUGAUGUCAGUCCAUAAUAAUACGGGCUCUAACUCCUCUAUGCAAGGCUUAUCCUUCAUAUGCUGCAAUAACUAGUGCUUGCCACGGCUCAUAUGACGUCGACGGAUCCAUCGGAUGCCAACCGUCCAGCUUGACAUCAUCAGACCAUAUGCAGUACACAGUAGGAGGUCCAGAAUAAAUAGUACAUAGUAAUCGAC
Messenger RNA from Aspergillus sclerotioniger CBS 115572, 1628 nucleotides. RefSeq names its product putative neutral amino acid permease. The transcript is spliced from 10 exons. Gene Ontology annotation, biological process: amino acid transmembrane transport. Gene Ontology annotation, molecular function: amino acid transmembrane transporter activity. NCBI's taxonomy places the organism in Eukaryota, Fungi, Ascomycota, Eurotiomycetes, Eurotiales, Aspergillaceae. The coding region runs from base 1 to 1359 and encodes 452 amino acids. The record is from RefSeq and is a predicted model, not a curated record. Gene Ontology annotation, cellular component: vacuolar membrane.